Molecule: messenger RNA, 7099 nt
Organism: Papilio polytes (common Mormon)
Lineage: Eukaryota; Metazoa; Arthropoda; Insecta; Lepidoptera; Papilionidae
Gene: pyd
Product: tight junction protein ZO-2-like
Exons: 26
Coding region: 468-7022 (2184 amino acids)
Biological process (GO): cell-cell junction organization; protein localization to cell-cell junction; cell-cell adhesion
Cellular component (GO): plasma membrane; bicellular tight junction
Molecular function (GO): cell adhesion molecule binding
Source: RefSeq, a predicted model, not a curated record
CUGUAGAUACUGUCCGCUUACUUCACGACGGUUGUACCUGCCCUCCAGCUGUCCCUUUCACACUCGCCGCGAAAUUACGAAAGCGACAAUCUCCGUUUCACCUCACCACUCUGGUAUGCAAAGAUUGAUAGCUUAUAUGACCAUUCGGUUUUCAAACCGGCAAGAAAUCACGCACGGCUAACUUUUCGCCGCCUGGCGUCCUUAGGUACGGGCCUAGACUUUGUUUGUGGAUACUUAACACGAAACUAAAAUAAACUACACAAUAAUAACUUAAACUUAGAUUAAAUACAAGUGUUUUGAUAACCCAUUUAAGUUUUAACCAACUAAAUUGUAAAGUGGCUAGAGAAAGAAGUGUUUUGUAUAUUGUUUUGUGAUUUUUGUCUGUAUUUUUGAUUGGGACGGGUAGUAAAACUUGGAGACAAUGUGUUGUGUUCUUUGAAGUGUAUUUGGAUGAUGAAAGUACAGCGAUGGAGCCUAUGACAUCCGAAAACGGAGUCGUGGUCAACAAUUUGAACCAUAUCCGGAGUGAUUCUCAGACGGCUGAGAGGAGUGCUGGCUGGGAGACACACAGGGUACGCCUUAACAGGGUGCCAGGUUAUGGUUUCGGCAUCGCCGUAUCCGGUGGCCGAGACAACCCGCACUUCGCGAGUGGCGACCCGUCCAUUGCGGUAUCCGAUGUGCUGCGCGGCGGGCCCGCUGAAGAUAAACUACAAGUGAACGAUCGAAUAGUAUCAGUAAAUGGAGUUCCGCUGGAGAACGUGGAGUAUGCCCGAGCAGUGCAGGUGCUGCGGGACUCCGGGGCUGCGGUGUCGCUGGUGGUGCGGAGACGAGCGCCCGCGCCACCGCCCACAGCGCCCACUACUAUCAAACUAUCACUUACUAGGAAUGGGAAGAAAGAAGACUUCGGUAUCGUCCUGGGCUGCAAAUUAUACGUGAAAGAGCUAACAAUGCGGGCGAGAGAACAACUAAAUCAAGCUGGUCAAGGUUUAUGCGAAGGAGACGUAGUCACACGUAUUAACAAUACGCCGGUCACCGAUGUAAUGACUUUAAAAGAGGCACGGAAACUUCUGGAAUCCUGCAAAGACCGCCUCAAUCUGGUGGUCACGAGAGAACUAAUACGUGAAGAGACUGUCACCAAUGGAAACUAUCAGAAUAAUUAUAACAGUCUAGAGGCGUCGCCACUAUCUUACGGGGCGGAGUCCCUGUCGUACGGUAGCGGGCAGAAUGUGUACGUGGCGGCGCCGGUGCGGGGCGCGGAGCCGCGACGGGACUCCGACCAGCCGCCGCGUCCGCCGCCACCGCGCAGCGACGAUUACUACAGUAGCAGAAGACAGCUUUACGAAGAAGAUGGAAUGACGAAUCAGAGAAAUAAACCACCGAGCGAGCCGCGGCUGAUCAGCUUCCAGAAGGAGGGGUCGGUGGGGCUGCGGCUGUGCGGCGGCAACCGCUCCGGCGUGUUCGUGUGCGGCGUGCAGCCCGCCUCGCCCGCCGCGCUGCAGGGCCUGCAGCCCGCUGAUAAAAUACUCAAGGUGAACGAGAUGGAGAUGAAGGGCGUGACGCGCGAGGAGGCGGUGCUGUUCCUGCUGAGCCUGCAGGAGCGCAUCGACCUCAUCGUGCAGCACGCGCCUCACGAGUACAGCGCCGUCGCCAGCGGACACACGCCGGGCGACUCGUUCCACAUAAAGACGCACUUCCACUACGCGGAGGCGCGCGAGGGCGAGAUGUCGUUCCGCAGCGGGGACGUGUUCCACGUCGUGGACACGCUGCACAACGGCACCGUCGGCGCCUGGCAGGUCUACAGAAUAGGUCGCAACAACCAGGAGGUUCAGAAGGGCAUAAUCCCGAACAAGGCGCGCGCGGAGGAGCUGGCGACGGCGCAGUUCAACGCCACGAAGAAGGAGAUGUCGGGCAACGACGGCAAGAACUACUUCUUCAGGCGACGGCGCUCCACGCAUCGCAGGACUAAGAGUCUUGGCAAGGAGCACUGGGACGAGGUGGUGCUGUCGGACAGCAUCAGCAAGUUCCCGGCGUACGAGCGCGUGUCGCUGCGCGCGGCCGGCUUCGUGCGCCCCGUCAUCGUGCUCGGCGCCGCCGCAGACCUCGCGCGCGCGCGCCUGCUCGCAGACCACGCAGACUGCUUCGCCACGCCCAAAAUGGACAGUACACUGGAGGACAGCAAGAGCAAGUCCAGCGGCAUAAUCCGGCUGUCCAGCAUCCGCAGCAUCAUGGAGCGCGGCAAGCACGCGCUGCUCGACAUCACGCCCAACGCCGUCGACAGGCUCAACUACGCGCAGUUCUACCCCAUCGUCAUCUUCCUCAAGGCCGACUCCAAACACGUCAUCAAACAGCUACGAGCGGGACUGCCCAAAUCAGCGCACAAAUCAUCAAAGAAGCUUCUAGAGCAAUGCCAGCACAUGGAGCGCGUGUGGGGCCACGUGUUCACGCACACCAUCACGCUCAGCGAGGCCAACCAGACCACCUGGUUCUCCAAGCUAGUGGAGCUCAUCCAGCGGACUGACCAGCAGAAGUUCUGGGUCUCCGAGACCAAGAGGCCUGAGCCGUUGUCGGAUGACUUUUUGUUCUCAAUGUCGUCGAGUACGGAGAACAGAUUGUCGUACGCGUCCAGUCCGGAGAGUGACUUGGAAGUGAGUCCGCCUCCAGCGCCGAGAUUGGUCAAGUCGUCUUCGGACCCUUCGAUAGCGACGACACAAGAUAACCUGGACAGAGACGAUGAUAUUAACCACAUGGUCGACGCUGUCCCUCCACCUUACACGCAGGGUGGUUAUGGUGACAGCAAAUACGGUUUCUCUGCGAACGGCAACGGCACUAACAAUGGCCUGAACCACGGCCAGAGUGGACACAUGCCCAGCUCUGAGGCCCCGCCCUAUCAGUGCAGCCCUAUGACUAAUUCCCCUCCGCACUCACCUUUAUACGGAACAGUACCAGAGUUGCCGCCUCGCGGGCCGGCCGCGCGCCCGACGGGCGGGGUCCUAUUGCCCGCCCCGCCUCCCACACGCCCGCCUCACUCACUAAGAUCUAACCAACAAAGUCGUCCGAGUGCGCAGGAGCGCCUGUUCGGGGCGGGCAAGGAGGGCGCGGAGGAGGCCACGUACGGCGCGCGGCCGCUCGGCUCCCUCGACAGACAUCGACAUGCAACUAACCCGCAAAGUUCAUACGAGGGCAGUGGCUACGAGUACGGUGUGUCAGGGGGUGCGGGUGUCGGCGGUGCGGGGGGCUGCCGCCUGCCGCUACCGCCCAACGCACCAGACGACCUUAAAGUCGCACCACCAGGCAAAAUGGAGCCGCCGCCCCCGCCCAACCCCUCAGCCAUGUCAGCGCAGAGCCCGCAGCGGAACUCCAACUCACACGAACAUCCCUCGCUAGACUAUAGACCUCCGGAGAACAAUUACAGAAGCAAUGACGGCUACCGAACCAAUCGACCUGCAAACGGCGAAAGUCCGCACGCACAGCACGCCCCGCAGCAUAGUCAACUAGCGCAGCACUCGCAGCAGCACAGUCAACUAGCGCAGCACUCGCAGCAGCACAGUCAACUAGCGCAGCACGCACAGCAGCACAGUCAACUAACACCGCAGCACGGAGCACAGCACAGUCAGCUAGCGCAGCACAGUCAGAUGACUCCGCAGCACGCAGCGCAGCACAGUCAGCUUGCUGCGCAACUUCCGCAGCAUCCGCAGCUUCCGCAGCAAACGCCGCAGCACGCCCGCGGACCCUCACUGCCUAACGUACCCACUAAUGAUCACGCCAAGUACAGUGCGCGAACGAAUUCAGCGUCACAAGCGGACUACCAGCGCAGCUCGGGCCCCGCGUACAAGCCCGUGCCUCCGCCCAAGCCCAAGCACUACCGCCCGCCUGACGCCAUGCACCACAACAGAAAUGGGAGUAUGGAGCCGGCGCAGUCAAUGGGCCCUAAUGGCCAGCAGCUGCGCGGCGCCGCGCCCCCGCACUACUCGCACUCGCACUCCAUGUCGCAACCCCACCAGCAGCUGCCGCACGCGCAGCACCCGCAGCACCCACAGCACCAGCAGCUGCUGCACGCGCAGCACCAGCAGCUGCCGCAGCACUCGCAGCCCUCGCACAGACCGCACGGACAUUCCAAUUACCAGCAAGGGAUGUACGGGGGACAGGUGGGGCAGGUGGGGCAGGUGGGGCAGGUGGGUCAGGCGGGGCAGGCGGGGGCGCAGUCGCCGCCCUACGCCGGGCCGCCGCCGCACCGCGCUCUCAACCUGCCGCACAACCCGCAACUCAUCGAUCUGGCGGGUAGCCGAGAACAGCGUGGUUCAGCUUUCGAGUUGUAUAGAAAGCCGCAGCACAUGCACAAUUUAAGCUCGUCGGAUGCGAUGAACUCCAGCGCGGAGCCCGACGAAACGUUCUCGCCUAAAACUAAAAAGAAAUUGUCGAAAAAACCGUCGUUCAUUAAAAACGCGGUACUCGAUUUGUUCCGUUCGAAAACGAAAAACUCUCGCAAAGUUUCGAGACAGAAGUCGCUGUGCGAGAGUGACUUGCAGCAGAGCAACAUGGCUCAGAUGCCGAUACUAAGACGAGAGAAAUCAGACCUGUGCGAUAUGAGCGUCCAUAUGAGAAACACUCAAAUAAGAAAUCAAAUGCUACAAAGAAGCAAUUCUACCUCAUGCGAGAAACCCAUUCUCAAACCAAUUCUAAAACGACAAAGUUCAUUUUGCGACGACAGAAAUGGCUCUAUUUGUACAGUGAGAGAUUACGAGGCCAAGCCGGUCUGGAAAAGUCUAAGAAGACAGAAUUCCAUGUGCGAAAUAGAAACAGAACCGAAAGUUACCCCAUUGUUACGCAGACAGAAUUCCCUCAUAGAAUAUAAUAGAAGAGGAAUAUACGGACAGACGUCCAAUUUCAAUAUGAUUACCAAAAUAGAUCCCAUUUACCAAAGAACGCAGCAAACGAAACACGAACCAUUUUAUCCUACUCAAACCCUACCUCCAGAACCAAUCUACCAAAGCAAAGAACAUGUAUACGAUCCUAUACCUAAGCCGAGGAGAACUUAUACCUCUGUUUACGAUACCUCUAGUGAAAACCCAUAUGCAAGUAGAUCGGAAGUUUCCAAUCAAAGUUUUGAAAGUCCUUACGGCAACCGUGAAACUGUUGCGAUGCCUAUUAUUGAAUCACCGUAUGCGUCCAGAACUGAAUGCAUCCGUGACAAUCCAUACGCCACGAGGAGCGAAUUAGAAUCUCCUUAUGGUACUAAACAAGAUGUUACAAAACAAUCUGAUUCAUUUUACAGCGAGUCUCCGUAUUCUAGCAAAGAACAAAUGUUAAAAUCUAGAUUACCAUCUGAAAACCCUUACACUACUAAAGAAGAAAUGUUAAGGCAAAGAUUCUCAGAAUCUCCUUAUAAUACUAAAGAAGAAAUGCUUAAACAAAGACUAGAAGGUUCUUUUACUAAAGAGGCUAUAUAUGGCAAAAGAACUUACGAACCUCCCCCGAGCACUUCUUGGUCAGAAAAUUCUUACAGUAUUAGACCAGAUAGGAGGUUACAGACCCCCGUUAAUUAUCCCGGCCGCAUAUCACCUAUGAGUAAAUGUAUGAGCGAACCUCCGUACGCCACUAGAACAGAGAUGAUGGCAAGGAUUGGUCAAACUGAGUCACCGUACGCAUCACGAGCCGAAGUUAAAUCGAGCUGCUCCGAUAGUAACUAUGGAAGUCGACAGGAAAUGUGUGAUACAAUACGACCCGCAUCAGCAGAAUGCACGUAUGUGUCAAAACAAGAAAUUUUAACUCAAAAAGCAGCCUUUCUUGCUAGCAAAGAAUCCAAUUACGGAUCGAAAUUAGAAGAGAAACUUGAAAUAAUAAAACAGAGAAACCAAGCUAAGAAAGACAUGAUUUACCAAACCCGUAAAGAGGCAAACGAAAGUGAUGCUAUGAAAGUGAGGGAGCCCUUGUACGUUUCUAAAAGAGAAUUAAAAGAUACUGUUAUUUACGAAUCUCACAACGAGGCCAAAGAUAUUGCACCGUCGCCAGCGAUAUCCCAGGGGAGCAGCACUAGAAGCAGCCCAUAUGAACUAAGCGAUGCAAACCAUCUGUCGCGUCGGGAACCCUUGUACCAAACAAAGACGGAGGUUCAAAUUUCUAAAGAUACUGAGGCAUUCCAAGAGAUCGACUUUUCAAAAUUAAGACUAACCGAGUCAAAAACGGAUGCUGAAAAGGAAAAAUCGAAAGCAGAAAACAUUUUAAAAGGGGAACCGACAUACACUCCUAGAUUGCACGGCAAGGACGAACAUAUUUCUAAUGCUUUAAAAGCUACAUCUUCACCGAUUCCAUAUGAAUCUACUACCUCUAUGGAGACACAAUAUGCAUCUGAAUGCAGUAUGAACUUUGAAAACAAACCACAAAGCACGCCAUAUACAUCGCAAGAUCUGCAAGAAAAGGCAAAAUCAAACAGAACUGUAACAUUUUGUGAAAGAAUCGCCGAGAAAAGUGCAGAAAAUAGUCAGGACACUUCCGAAAAUAUGUCGUCAAGUAGGAAUGAAACUACGAUAAUUAACAAUGAGAACACUGUAGUACAAGCGUCAGUACCAGAAGUCAAUGAGUCGGGAAAUAAAUCAGGCGAAGUUGAACCAGACGGUCCUCAUACAACUUGGGGUAUAUUCGAUAGUGAAGGAGGUGUGUUAGAAGACAGACAAUGGGGCGUAUCUCUGAUAAUACCCCCAAAAGCGAUAGCUCCAGGCAUCAAGCAAAAGAUCUACUUUACGGUGUCAGAUCCGCGACUGAGCCAGCGCGUGGGGGGACCUCCCAUCGAUAUGGAUAACGGUGAAGCAAUGCUAUCCCCGCUAGUGAUGUGCGGGCCUCAAGGACUCGUGUUCCUAAGGCCCGUAACACUCCGGCUGCCGCACUGCGCCAACGCAGUACCUUCAUUGGGCCUUACCAUCAAGGCCACUGACACCGAGGCACAUCUCAGCACCGACUGGGACCAAAUACACCUCCCUGCUACAACCACCUUAAACACAGUUGCCGUUAAAGUCGACCAUUUCUAAUACUUAAGUCUUCGUUUCUUAUGGUUUUUAUUAUGGUAACACUAUUUAAAACUUUACUUUGUUAUUACUUCUUGACA